CUCCUCCUCCUCGCGCGGCGCAGUGAAAAUUCCCACAGUCUUGAAGGCAGCAGGGAUGCUGCUGCCUUGGAUCCCCAUUACCUCGUUAGCAGGUUGCGAGCUAGCUGGAUACAGGCGGCACGGACUGAGAGCGGCUUCGAGGGGGGUGUCCCACCCGUUUUAACACCAGCUGAAGGACUCCGCGGCGCGCGUCGGCUCCCGCAGCUGCGGCGAUAACUCCCAAACUUCGGCGAAAUGACGACGCGGUCGGAGCGAGAAAAGGCGCAGAAGCUGAACGAGCAGCAUCAGGUCAUUCUGUCCCAGCUGCUGCGGGAGGAAGACAACAAGCUCUGUGCCGACUGCGAGGCGAAAGGUCCUCGAUGGGCGUCAUGGAACCUCGGGGUGUUCAUGUGCAUCCGCUGUGCCGGGAUCCACCGCAACCUGGGGGUCCACAUCUCCAGGGUCAAGUCUGUCAAUCUGGACCAGUGGACACCUGAGCAGAUCCAGAGUAUGGUGGACAUGGGCAACAGCCGGGCCAAGCGGCUGUAUGAGGACCACCUACCGGAGAGCUUCAGACGGCCCCAGACGGACCAAGCAGUGGAGGUCUUCAUCCGGGACAAGUACGAGAGGAAAAAGUACUACAACAAGGAGGCCCUGGCUGCAGCGCCGAAGGAAAAGAAAAAAGAGGAGAAGAAGAAAGAGAAGGACGGCGACAAAGGGGAGAGACUCAACAACGCAAAGUCAGAGUGCAAAGCCGGGGCCAAGGAGGGCGCGGAGCCGGCCGUGGACCUGCUGGGUCUGGAUGCUCCAGAGGGGGCUGCACCAAUCAGCGAGGAGCCGGACAUCUUUGGACCAAUGGUCUCCAACCCUCUCCCAUCUUCCAACAGCACCCAGCAGCCCGGCUCUGGUGCAGCACCUCAGCAGGCGGACCCCUCCACCUCCUCCUCCGCUUCCUCCUCCACUUCCACCACCACCACCACCAAGGCGGAGGAGAAGAAGAAGCUUCUAUCGAAGGACUCCAUCCUGUCUCUGUACGCCAGCAGCUCAGUGGCCAGUCAGCCGCAGAGCCACCAGCAGCCUGCGCCGGGACAAGCAGGAAUGUACGCGGGCCAGCCUCAGAUGCAGUUCACCCCGCAGGGCUUCACGGGGGCGGCCGGAGCCGUCCCGCCCUCCGCCGCCACCAUGAUGGGCGGGGGGGCCGUGAUGUCCGGCGUGGCUCUGCCCAACGGGGGCUUGGUGGGCCUGCAGCAGCAGGGCGGGGUGCCAGCCAACCAGGGGCAGAACAUGUACAGCAUGCAGCAAGGACAGUGGAGCAUGAGCCAGAUGUCCCAGCAGAUGUCGGGCAUGGCGGUGAGUGGCGGCCAGUCAGCGGCCGGCUGGCCCGCGGACCCCCCGCCGGCUUCUGGCCAGACCCUCAGCACUCAGCUGUGGAAGUCAUAAGCAGGAGGUCCGAAGGAGAAGUGGGCGUGGCGGGGGGGAGUCGUAUGGCACAGCCCAAUAAUGUGCUCCCGACCCACACAGAAGGAGCCGAUUAAAGAACGCACAACGGGGGUAGUUUGACUGCCUUUACUGCCCACCACGGGAAAAAAGUAAAAUAAACCCUGCGUGAGACCAGAUGACACAACGCUGGACGGAGCGGCGGGAGGGAGACCGUCGUUUCCCGCCCACAUUUAGCUUCUUUCUCUUUGUUGUUGUUGUCGUCUGAAGAGAGAGACCCCGAGAAAGCUGCUGGACCGAUAACUCAAGUGUCUCUUAUAGUAACUAUGUAUCCUUACCAAAGUGGGUAGUUAGUGAGUAGUCUUUCAAUGCAGUAGAUAUGGCUAUUUUGUGGUUGCUCCCUCCCUUUGCUGUGCAUAUUGUAACCCCCCCCUCCCUCUCUGUAGGGCAGAUAGUCGUCUGAUCAGUACUGUAUAUUUGUGAUGAUGAUGUGAACCUCCAGCUGUUUUCAGAGCCAUAGGAGAGAGCUCCAUGCCUCUCCGUUACAUUACUCCAUUACUUAGAUUGGUAUUUCCAUCUUCCUCGUUGACGUUCCAGAGGAUGUGCGGGUUACUUUAAAGCAUCCUGUGGGGGUUUACAGUAGCAGCGCUAAAUAGGGGGUUUCAAGCUGCUCACGGUGGAGCGUCACGUCCUUCUCGUCCCUGUUGGUGCACGUGCUGUGGAAUGAUUGGCAGGUGAUGGUGGCAAAUGUAAAUUUCAGCCAUUUCGCAAAACUUGUGACACAUCUUCGCAAAAGAUGUGACAGCAAUGUCAAAUUGAGACAAAGGCAUUAGCCUAGCUUAGCUUCUAGACUUAGAGCAAGGCUGUUCCCACCUGCUUUAUUUAAAAGUUUUAAAAAGAAACUUUAAGAGAACCAUCAAUGAAAAAAAAAAGCUCAUAGAUUUACUGAAAAUACCGUUUUUGUUUUUGGUGUAAACAUUUUAAAAUGUACUUUUACAUGCAGAUGAUUCAUUGCGGUUUGUCACACGGCGGCUGGUUAUAAACAGCCCAACGGGUGACUUCUAGUGAUUGCUGGGCGCCCCGGGACCCCCGCUGGGUGUCUGAUUCUCCUUCGUCCCACUGAAGAUUUUCCUUGUAGAAAUGAGCCGUUUCCUCUGCGCUCCCCGGCGCAUAUUAAUGCGCAGCUGGAAUCGCCGCAGUACGUCUGUACUGCACUUUAAAUAGUAGAGUAGGUAGUAUCCCAAAUUGUGUUGCGUUUUCAGCAGUCAGGUCGUUGUCAUGGAAACGGCAGAGACCAGCGUUCUGUCGGUUCACUUCCAGCAGGGACUUCUACGAUCUGUCUUUUUCUUUUAACUGGACCAAUGUUGCUUCCCUCAUGUGUGACGCUUUAACUGUAUAUUCUGCCAUCCACCAUCUCUGAUGUGGUGUUUUAUUGUGAGCAGUACAAGAGAAGCACAGUUAUUCUGAAGCAAUUAAACCUGGGUGACCAAUCAAUGGGCCAGACGGAUGGGGGACAGAAUUGGACAGCGCUGACAAAAGGUGACCUUUAUGAAAAACGCUGCAAGGGUCCCAUCGCUGUCCAGUCCUUGUUUAUUCAGAGCAGAGUAGAGUAUGCUCCUACAGAGUAGUAGGAGCAAGAGUAGAACUUAAUAAACGUGCAUACUCGUGGGAUCAGAAGUAUAAAUACACGUGUCUGUGCUGAAUAUUUGAAACGGUUUCAAUACUCAUUUUGAACAGCAUGGACACACUGGUACCUGCUGCGCUGCCUUUCUGCUGUCUCCAAUGCCGACACACACACACACACAGUGCUACUUAUCCUUUAAUAAAGAUCUCAGAUUUUA
This is a messenger RNA of Gasterosteus aculeatus aculeatus (three-spined stickleback), 3257 nucleotides long. NCBI's taxonomy places the organism in Eukaryota, Metazoa, Chordata, Actinopteri, Perciformes, Gasterosteidae. The record is from RefSeq and is a predicted model, not a curated record.